Molecule: messenger RNA, 669 nt
Organism: Branchiostoma belcheri (Belcher's lancelet)
Lineage: Eukaryota; Metazoa; Chordata; Leptocardii; Amphioxiformes; Branchiostomatidae
Exons: 4
Coding region: 101-409 (102 amino acids)
Source: RefSeq, a predicted model, not a curated record
GUGGAAGCAAUUACGUGAUUCCAUUCAAAUUCAGUGUUCCAUAGUUACUACACUAGAUAAAGAGUUUAGGCGGCAGCAGCUAGCAUCUUGUAGCAGCAGCAUGACCCCGAGACUGAUGUGCGUGUUGGUGGUGUUGGUCGCGGCCUGCAGCUGGUCACUCACGACUGGCUCCCGACACACGCUGGUCGCAGACGACGCUGGCGGUGACCAAUAUCUGCACAGCGGAGAGGUUGAGGACGCAGAGCGACAGGAGGUAUUUCCCAACACGACCCUGGAGAGGGCGUUCCUGCGUGACGUCAUCAGGUCAGAGGUCACGGCCAUGCUGAAGAAAGCCUGGCCCAGACUGUUCCCUGCGACGUCGGUAUCCAUGCGGAAGAAAGACAAGUUAACUUUUCCUCGACUAGGAUAGCUUCAGUGAAACGAAACAAACGGCGAAGACCACAGAGUGCCAGAAGAAGUGAGGCAAGCACCGUGCACCUCGUCGUGUUAUUAUACGGAGACGAAACAGAGCCAGAAAUGUGAUCAACGGUCACACCUUACAAGGAAAUUCAUAGUUUGUGGCAUAUAUAUAUGGACACACGAGAAAGGUUCCCGCCUCAAACAAAGGAAAAUGACAUCUGAGGCAGAACAUAGAUACUAGCCUAUGUCGUUCAAUAAAUGCCACUAAAA